Molecule: messenger RNA, 2014 nt
Organism: Ciona intestinalis (vase tunicate)
Lineage: Eukaryota; Metazoa; Chordata; Ascidiacea; Phlebobranchia; Cionidae
Source: RefSeq, a predicted model, not a curated record
GGCGAGAUGUUGAACUCAAAAAAAUUUGGAUGUGGUUCAAAUUUAUUGAGCUCUGAUUGGAUAAACGUAUUCCGGAAACAUUCAAAAGAACAAUGCAAUAUGUUUCGAAUAACUGGCCGUUUGUCACAUCAUAAUGAACGAGUCAUUAUGGUUGAUUGUGACGCACGAUAUCAACAAUGCUCUUUGCGGUUAAAUAUUGCUGAAUAAAAAUAAGCAUUUUUUGGCUUGUUUUUGAGAGCUUUGCGCCUUUAAGGUAAAAACAACAGUUAAGUUAUAAAUCAGUAAAACAUUUUGAAACAGGACAGUUGUUGUCAGGUAAUACUGUGUUAAAAUUCGACUUUUUAUUUCUGUUUUGCAGAAAGCUAGGCAACAAAUAUGUUUUUAAAUAGCAAUGACGACUUUUGUCGGUUCUGCUGCUCAUUUUGUCUCAAGAAAUUAUCUUUUUUGUUUAUUUAUUUUACGGUUAUGCAAAUUCCAAACGUGACAAGUUACAACGUUGUAACCAACAAUCCAAAAUAUAUAAUUGAUGACUCCAACAACGCAACAAAUUACUUUGGUUAUACGCUGAACGUCAAAGCCACGUUGACGCAACCACCGGAAGUUACUUUCUUGGUUGGUUCCCCUAAAUCCGGGUCCACAACCAACCCCAUUGGUGCAGCCCCCAGUUUAACUCCUUCAUCCAGCGAGAUUGUUGGCCCAGGGGGAAUCCUUUCUUGCCCCAUCACCUUCAACAACAUAACCCCCCCAUGUUACCCCGUUGUACCCCUUCUUAACCAAUCCGACGCCAAAUCUCUCCCAGGAAGAGACUCGCUUGGUUUAAGUAAAAUACUUUCGCCACCUGGCCCCAACUUAACUGUUUGCUCCCCGUUACGAAUGAGGAAUUGUUCAUCUGGAUAUGUCACUUACGGUGUUUGUUAUUCAUCUAAUGAUAAGGGACGAACAUGGUCCACAGAUACGAAGCAAGCAGAUUCAAAAUGCCCUGUUGAAGAUUUAGAUUUGAUUUUUCUAUUGGAUGGUUCGGGGUCAGUUACCGUGCCCGACCCUCUCAACUUUGAUCGUGUUAAACAAUGGGUAAAGAAUGUUACGGACAGAUUCGAUAUCAGCACCUUCGCUAAUGUUGGAGUGAUACAGUAUUCACAUUAUUAUGAAACAAGAACGGUCCAGCCUUACAUGAAAGUUGAAAUUGGAUUGGGACAAUAUAAAACACAAGCUGAGUUCCAGAUGGCGGUAGACUCCAUCCAGUUCCAAGGGUUCACGACCUUUACAGCGCAUGCGUUGAACCGUACAGUUGAAGAGUUCAUGAACUCUACUAGAUACAGUGACCCCACGACGAGAAAGGUCAUUGUUCUGUUGACAGAUGGACAAUCAAACGACCGAGAAUUCUUGGAAGAAACAUCGGCGUACGCUCGUGGGUUGGGAAUCACGAUAUUUGCUGUGGGGGUGGAGGGGUAUUCGGAGGAAGAACUACAGAUUAUAACAUCGGGUGAACUCGGCAACAACGAGCGAGUGUUCGGUCUUGAUACUUUCUCCGAUCUUAACAAAGUUGUCGACUCACUUCAACUGUCAAUCACAGGGGUGCUGGAAGGAAGUUUCCAAAGUACUGAAAACAACGGCUUACAGCAAGCAGAGCUCGGAUUCGCUGGAGUGGAAACAAUGAUAAACUUCUAUGACAUCAUAGUGGUCGUCUUCAUCUGGAAUGACACUCAUCACAAAAUGCAAGAAGAGCUGUUUUAGAAACCAACCCAUCCAUAAUGACAUCUGCCAUGCAGUGAGACUAGCAGGCCAAAUAAUCUCACGCAUCUGUUCGAGGGAAAUUUCAACGAAAAAAUUUUUGCGAAACAAAAACUGUUGAAAACACAUCAUCAACUUAGUUACAAUGGGUUAGUGGCUUGUGUUGUAAAUAAAUUGUGUCUAAUUAAGCAAGGGGGGGGGGGGUCUUAUAUACAAAGUGUGAAAUUCACCUAAUGGUUGAAACUGUACAUUACAGAUUCGUGCGAGCCAACGAAAGAAAUUA